UCAACCAACCAGGAAAGAGGGCUUGCCGUGAUCUGGACUGAAGCGGAUGAGACCAGAAACCUUUGUUCUGUCCCUCGUCAAAUGCGAGACGAAAACCGAGAGCUGAUCCAUGCAUCCAGCCAAAUCCCGCACUUUUUCUGCUGGUCGCCGAUCCCCGGUUGUUAUUUUACAAAACAACAUUUAGGAAGAGUUUAUUUACAAGGAUUAUUCAGGGACGUUUUUUCCCCUACUGGUGGUGGUAGCUGCUAGUCGAGGGCGACAUCUGGCCAUAUUUUUCUUUAGCCUUCUCUCUCAGUGAGCUGCUAAAUGGAAAUUAAACGCGGAACUGAAAGUGGAAGCAACAGAGGUUAUGAUGUUCCAAUCCGCUGUCUGCGGCUCCUGGCCCCACCCCUGCAGCUCCUAUCAGCUGCAGUGUGGCAAGUUGUGCAGCAAGGACUUGUGGAUCACUAUGGGAGACUGGAGGAGUUUGUUACCAUGGUGACAGAGCUGGUCCCAGAGCUCAUGAGCUACAGCCAGAGGGCUCAGCUCAUCCUUGGACUCAGGGCCAGGUUGGUCCUGGAGCUCUGUCGAGGGGAUCAUCCAGUGGACAUGCAGACAAUCCAGCCACAUCUGGACAGAAUAAAAGCUCCCGUCAGCACUGCCAAGGAUCACCAUGUAACCAUCAACCAGGUGGAAGAGUCUGAAGUAAACUUUGUGGAGUUAGUGCAUUCGUUGCUGGAGGAUCCUUCGGAAAGACAGUAUUUUUUCCAAGAAAUCUUCCCUGUGUAUUUCGGGCCGAAGUACGACACCGCGCUGGAGAUGCUGAUGUGGGAGUUCAUAUCCAGGCUGGAGGAGCUCCUUCCUGUUCCAGAUUUCACACAGUUGGCAGUUUUGCUGAGAGACGCUCCCACUUUCCUAGACGACUGUUUACAAUCCUUUUUCUCAGCGGAGGACAUGAAGGCUAUACUUGAACACCACAGAAGCCUGGGCAGUUUUGAAGAGAAAGAUCCCAAAUUAUUACCUAUGGACGACUGCAUCCUGUCCUCCCUCUCCCUACCUCCUGGGACCAAACCAGACAUUGGAACAGCCUCAUGUUCACCCGCUGUCAAAGAAUCCCCACCUCCAGAACACAAAGUGCUCCUCAGUCCUCCCGUCCACACAAGCGGGCUGGAGAGGCCUGUCAGGCUAAGGCCAAAGGAAACCAGGGACUCGGACAGUUGGUCGCCGCAGGUUAGAGGUGGAAACAUUUCUCAGGAGAGGAAAGUGCAAAACCUAAAGCGACCGUGUCAUGAAACUAUAGACCUCACUGUGUCUAAUGAGGCUGCGGACACAGACUCAGAAGCCAGCGAGAGCAACCAAAGCUUGAGGGCUGCUCACGGACAGAGGAAGAGGAAACUGAGUGGAGGGAUGGACAUUCCCACAAAGCAGCUGGUGGACGCUUCAGCUUUCCUGGAUUCCUCAGUGGAUGGCGAGAACUCAAAUGAAUCUCCCCUGAUCUCCAUAUGGGGAGAAUAUACAGACUCUCAGGAAAGGCCUUUUCCCGCUUUGAUGGACUCAAAGGUUCCCUGGUCUGACGAAGAGACGCUUUACCUGCUUGACAUUUGGGGGAAAGACUCUGUGCAGCGGGCUUUAAAGGGCUGCCUUAAAAAUCGUCAUAUAUUCACUCAAAUUGCACAGAAGAUGGCCGAACGGGGCUACUUAAGAACAGCGGAACAAUGCCAGACCAGGAUCAAAAGGCUCAAGAAAUAUCUCCGCCAAAGCAAUAAAGGGAGCUCCAGGCUGGAACACAGACUUAUGGGUAAACUGGAGCAGAUCCUCGGCUCUGCUGCGAAGUCUGCUGUUCCUGAGUUGACUUACAAUGUUGAAGAAGUCAAUGAUGAAGAUGAAUCUCAGGACGGAGAUGGGGACUUGCAGUUUAUCGGCCAAACAGGCCACCUGGAAAUCGGAACUAGAAGUGUGCCAUGGACAGACAUGGAGACGUUGGCCCUCAUCAACAUUUGGGGUGCAGACAAGAUGCAGCAGGAGCUAAGAGGCAUGCACAGAACCGGCCACAUUUUCUCCGUCAUUUCCAACCAGAUGGCCGCUCAGGGUUUCUCCCGGACACCAGAGCAGUGCCAGACGAGGCUGAAAAGGCUCAAGUCCAACUUCAGGCAGUGCUAUCACAACAAUCUGAAGGGACAAGAGCAAGUGAAGUGCAAGUUUUACAACGAGCUGGGGAGGAUUUUAGUGAAGGACUUUGCUUCAAUGAUGCAGCUGGAAGAAGCGUCAGGAGAUUUGGAAAACAACGGUUUUGCUUCUUUCAGUCAGCAGGACAUGGAAUCUGUUUCGGGAAUUCAGGAGGAGCGAAGAAAAGUGCCAUGGUCCGACAAAGAGACCAUCAUCCUGCUGGAGAUCUGGGGGGAUCCACAGGUCCAGCAGUGUCUGGGUCGGUACCCACACAACGGUCACGUUUUCACCGAAGUGUCAGAGAAACUGCGAGCUCACGGGUAUUUCCGCAGCGCGGAGCAGUGCCACACUAGGAUCAAGCGGCUCAAGUCCAACUAUCGCCAGUGUAAAGAAAACAUGAGCACAACGGGGACGGAUCAAGUCGACUUUAAAUUUUACGACCUGCUGGAACAAAUUCUGGAAAAGCAGCCAUCGACAUCAUCCACGGUGAUAACAGACUCUAUUGAAAUAUCAGAAGACUCAAAUGGGGAGUCAGUCACUGAGAAAGAAGAAGAAAGCAGCUUGUCAGCAGAAAAACCAGCAACUAGCUCUUGGUCCGACGAAGAAACUCUGGCCCUCAUUGAGAUCUGGGGCGAGGAAGAUGUUCAGAAGGCGCUGCGGGAUUUUAUCCACAACGGUCACGUUUAUGCAGAGAUUUCUGAGCGGCUGCACGAUCUUGGUUUCUUCAAAACGCCGGACCAAUGCCGCUGGAAGGUCAAGUCACUCCGGAUCAACUUUCGACAGUGCUACGACAGGAAAAAAUUUGGAAGAAAAAUAGAUUAUAAGUUCUACCAGCAGCUGGAACAAAUUUUGGGGCAGGAGGCAGUUUCUCUUGAUGAGUACGAUGAACAAGAUGAACAACCAGACAAGGAUGCAGGUGACGUGAAUGCACCAUGGACAGAGGAGGAGACGUUCGCUCUGAUUGAAGUGUGGGCUGCUGACGAUGUGCAGCACAGCCUGAAGACCUGCGUCCGCAACGGGCACGUCUUUGCAGAUAUAUCUGAGAAAAUGGCCACCCUGGGUUACUUAAGGACAGCGGAGCAGUGCCAGACACGCAUCAAAAGGCUGAAAAAGACUUACAGGCGCUACUGUAACAGUCGGAGAAAUGGAGGGCGGCCGACCGUGUUUCGGUACUUUAACCUUCUUGCCCCGGUGCUUGGUGACGAUUCCAUUUUUACUGAUGUGGACACGUCUGCUGCUGAUGCCCCCCUCAUGGACAGUGAGCCUGUCUUGUUUGAGCAGCCUUCAACCAGCCAACUGGUGACGGACAUGAGCAGGAAGAUGCCGUGGUCAGAGCUGGAGACUCGCACUCUUCUGGAGAUCUGGGGAGAGGACAAUGUGCAGCUCACCCUGAGGGGCUGUCUGAAGAACCGACACGUGUUCGAGUACAUCUCAGAAAAGAUGAAUGACAGCGGUUUCAUCAGGACCACAGAGCAAUGCUACACUCGAAUAAAGCGCCUUAAAUAUGGAUUUGUCCAUGAAAAGGAGGAGUUUAAAUUUUUCAACGAGAUGGACAAAAUCUUCAGAAAAGAACUGAAACUGGACACAUCAGCAGACAUGUUUGUCCCAGAUGAAGCAGAAGACUGUCCACCUGAAACGGCCCUCACUAAAGGAACUCAGUGGGCGGCCGACAACUCCAAACUGGUUUGGGGUGACGAGGAGACCCAGGCCCUGCUGGAGAUUUGGGGGAGCGAGGCGAUACAAGAGAACUUAAAGGGCGGCACCAAGAACAAACACAUCUACAUUCAGAUCUCUCAGGUCAUGGCCAGCCAGGGCUACCCACGCUCUCCUGAGCAGUGCCAGUCCAGGAUAAAGAGGCUGAAGGCCAAUUUCAGACAUUUCCUCGAGGGCAGACAAGGCGAAAAGCAGGAGUGCAAGUUUUUUGACCAGCUGGUGCGCGUAUUUGGCAACAAGUAUAUGAUGAACUCUGAUUCCCUGAGUGAAGAGGCACCAGAAGUGAUCGAUUCCUGAUUUGAAUGGAGCUGAGGAGCUUUAUCUUUCCCGUCGGACGCUUCUGUCUAAUCCCAAGUCUUCAAAUCGUCUACCUUCACUGCAGCUGCAGGCGAACGGGGAACAUGCAGAGGAUGAAGAGCAAGGACGUCAAUGCUGUGAUAUUUGGUGUUUAACUGUUUGAUAGAAAAAAGCCCGCUGCGUAAACUUUUAGAUUAUUCAGACACAAAGAGCUACUGCGGGCUGAAACCUAGUGUGUGUAUGUGUGUGUGCAAUGUGUGUCCCUGCACAAGGGCAGUAUAUGGGAUUGAUCCUAUCAGAGCCAUGACACUCGAUGCUCAGCAUUACGGGGACGAAAUAUGUGAAAAGCACACACGAUGCUGUGCUCCUCGGUGUGCUUUUUUUCUAGCAAUUUAUGAUUUUUUUACUUUAUCUUGAAGUGAGUGAAGCACAUAUAAGUAGGAAUACUGUCAAAUGCCUCCACCCCUGUAAACACUGCAUUAUGUUUUUUGGUCUUAAUUCAUGUCUCACUUUUGAACUCUUAUGUCUCUGUGCUUAUUUAUGUCGUUUAAAUCCUGCGUGUUUAAAAAGGUGAAUUAUUUAAGUUUGUUUUCAUUCUGUGUUGUGAGUUAACCUUGUCUAAAACUGUAUUUAUUUAAAUUAUCCACAUGUGUAUGCCAUAUUUUACACCUUUUUGCAUUAAUUGUGUUACACUUCAGAUAUUACGAAGUGCAGCUGUGCGAAGGUCAAGUUUUUAUCACAUUCAUUAAAUGAAACAAGAAACAAG
Molecule: messenger RNA, 4921 nt
Organism: Oryzias latipes (Japanese medaka)
Lineage: Eukaryota; Metazoa; Chordata; Actinopteri; Beloniformes; Adrianichthyidae
Biological process (GO): telomere capping; regulation of telomere maintenance via telomere lengthening
Cellular component (GO): shelterin complex
Molecular function (GO): telomeric repeat DNA binding
Source: RefSeq, a predicted model, not a curated record